Lodderomyces beijingensis is the source of this 1524-nucleotide messenger RNA. NCBI's taxonomy places the organism in Eukaryota, Fungi, Ascomycota, Pichiomycetes, Serinales, Debaryomycetaceae. The record is from the annotation of a GenBank genome assembly.
AUGCGGUUUGCAUUUCCGGAAGAAUGUGAAGUCGAGUUGAUGUCGGAACCAGUCACCACGCUAACUCGCCAUCCCGCUAGAGUUGUCUCAAUAGAUCCGGUUGUGCCUCGCGUGCUCCCCAAUACAAAUUACGAUGAGAUUAGCUUCGUCUAUGAAGCCAUCAAUGACUACACCACCAUCUGGAUAGAGCAAAAAGCCAACGAGGCAAGGCUAAGACGCUCGCACACCGAGGAGAGUGUCAAAACGACAAACGAGCUAUCCAAAGUCAACAUCUGGAAACUCAGCGAGCAAUUGCAGUCGCGGUUGACAUUGCAAGCCCUGCGUGUGAAGAGUGUCAUUGAAACUGAAAAGACUAGGCUACGACUAGAAGCCGAGGCAAGACAGCGCAGUUUGGACGAAGAAAAAGCUAGAAUCAAAAGACUCGAAGAGGAAAAGCAAAGAGUAGAAGAAGAAAAAGAGCGCCAGCGACUAGAGGCUGAAAAACGACGCAGGGACGAACAAGAACAGGAACGGAUACGCAAGGAAGCCGAAAAAUUGAAGCAAGAACAAGAACAAAAACGGAAAGCUGCCGAGGCUGCAGAGUUGAAGGAGAAACAAGAACAGGCCAAAAAGAAGCAAGAAGCAGCCCAAGCUCAAAAAGCAGCCCUUUCCACCAACUUUAACUCCAUAGAAAAGCAAUUCUUGAAAUAUAAACAAGAUAUCGAAGACAUCAAGCAAAACGUCAAGAAUGCAAUUGACCAAAAUAAAGACUUGAAAAAGUCAGUCAAUGCAUACAAGCGCAAGAUUAACCCCAAGUUUGGCCAACUUUCAAACUCCGCCUCGCAUACCAACUUUAUCAUUCGGGAAGUUGUCGAGCUAGUGGAACCCGUACAAAGAGAAAACGGGUUGCCCUACAAAUGGAUCCUCAACUUCAUGGCAAAGGCCAUUGUUGAUCAAGCCGAGAGCGAAGUCAGUAUACGGCCAGAUGCAGCUACUCCGCUCGCGACGCUAGCAUUCACCUUGCUUUUGAAAUUUCCCGAGUUUGAGUACUUUCUCGCGGCGAGAUUUGUCAAAAAAUGCCCCUACAUCAUUGGAUUCACCGAUCCCAUGACUACAGUCGAAGGUCGGGCGCGCAUGAACUGGAAACGGAUUGGCGAAAACGAGUGGGAGAACGAGGUCAAGUACGAUGAGCGUGUCGCUGGUAUAUGCACCGUGUGGGCGGUGAUGACUCGUCUCAGCGAUGAAGGAAUCGGCAUCUUCUCUGACAAUUCGAGUUGGCAGUUUGUCGCGAGAACACUCAACACCCCAUUGCUGUUGAUCAAGAAUACCCAUUUCGAGUUGUUGGCUAAUUGGUGGGAAGCUACUGCUGCAAGCUUUUUGGAGACGUUUGGAAAGCAGGCGGUUAAAGUUAUGCAGUUGAUGGUGGUACGAUUUGUCGACGCGGUGGCUGAUCGGAAAUACCCCUCAGCUGCAAGGUUGAGGAUACUAGGUGAAGAUUGGGCUGGGAAGGGCGAGAUACAGACCCUUAAAGAGAUGGAAUCUUAG